AUGUGGACGCGAAGUACAAAUGCACAAACUGGACAGGCAAGGAGUGGCGCCGGAUCGUGCACCGGCAGUGCGGGGCGAAGGCGCGACUCCGGCUCUGCACACAACGAGCGGUACUACGAGGAGGCCGAGCGCGAGAGACGAGUGCGCAAACGCCGGGCCCGCCUUCAUACUGCAGCCGAAGAUGCUUUCGCGCAUGUUCGGAGAGUUCGCCUCUCUGCUAACGGUGGCGCGUUGGGCCCCCGCGAGGCGGCGCAGGCCGUCUUCCCAUCUCUGGCACGCGCGCUGCAGAAAUAUUUGCGAGCGACCCGACAACAGCCGCGUCAUUCUGCCGAUUCGGUACUGGCUCACCUGGCACGCUGCCUGUCGCAAGAUGCGUCCCCUCGGGCGUUCCUGGAGCCCUUCCUAGUGGAAGGACCCGUCUUGGCCGCCGAACAAGAAGCUCGCACGACUCAGCGCUGGUCCCUCAUAUCGGAUGAGCUCUUGGCUCGACCGUUGGCCGACAACAUCGAGUUUCAACUGCGCCAAGGAGACAUCUCGCUCAUAUGCUCAGUGAGGCAGCUGCCGAAGUUCAAUCUGAGCGAAGAGGUGGUGGACCCGAAGAGCAACCGCUUCGUUCUACGGUUGAACAGUGAGACAUCGGUUUGA
This is a messenger RNA of Leptosia nina, 645 nucleotides long. Lineage: Eukaryota; Metazoa; Arthropoda; Insecta; Lepidoptera; Pieridae. The record is from the annotation of a GenBank genome assembly.